Molecule: messenger RNA, 282 nt
Organism: Geodia barretti
Lineage: Eukaryota; Metazoa; Porifera; Demospongiae; Tetractinellida; Geodiidae
Source: the annotation of a GenBank genome assembly
AUCUGCGGCCCCGCAAGACCCCACCCACUUGCGCGUGCGCUUACGCGCUCAUAUAGACCGCGUGGUCGUCGUGGCUUCUCGCUCUCGUCGUUGAGCUCUGUUUGCCUCGUUGUUUAUGCCAGUGAACUUUACGUUUUGCCCGGGUUUUCCACUGUGCUCCCGAGUCUAUUUACCACCAAUUUCUUUUCUCUAUCAGUCUUGUUGGUUCCCUACGGCACUCCGUGUCUGUAUUAUCCGCCGUGGCUGCUAUUUUUGUCUUCGUGCCACGCCCUUUUUGUUCAA